AUCUCAUGGCAGCCUCACCUUCCUUUUUCCAUCAGGAUGCUGUGCCAAUUUUGGCCAAGACAGCUAAUGUCAUAGUGCUGGAAGGACGUGAUUUGAAAGGCGUCAAAGGCGACACCCCAGUGACCUUUGUACGGGUUGAAUAUAAUGCCCUCAUCCUAGGCGACUCUCCAAAACUGGACGUAUCCUCAGAUGGAAGCGUGAAGUACAAUUUCAGCAGCUCCUUUGACAUCCACCCUGAAGGUCCUCAUUUGCUGGAUGAUCUGGCGCACAAGCCCUUGUUAAUCACUGUGAUUGAAGUCUUGCCGAAGGAGAAGAAGCAAAAGGAAGAGAAGACAGUGCCGCUUGGCCAAGCUGUAUUGGACCUACUUCCUUUAUUGCAAGGAUCACGUGAUUUUAAAACAACACUUCCACUCUACCCUAUGCCUGGCUCACCCCUGGAGUCCCUCCGACCAGAUGCCAAGUGUAUCCUCAGUGUGCUAGUGACCGUUCAGGAGAGCCUGCUCUCUCCCUACCAGCUGUCGGAAGGCAAUCUUCUAAGGGUCACGGUGGAAGGUGCUUACGCGGUCCCAGAAGUGUUUGUUCCCACUGGACCCUUGCAGAACUACAUGGUUGGCUUCCAAGUGCCAGCAGUUGGAGAGAAAGAAUGCCCCUUUGUCUUCAAGAAUGGGACCCUGAAACUUGGUGGUGAGCGAGAGCCAGUGCCACGGCCCAAGAAGUGGCCAGUCAGCAACAUCUUAGCGAUGGGGGCUCAGAACAUUCCCGACUGCUUUAUUGUUAGCAGCACUUAUGAAGAGGAAGAUGGAGAGCUAACUGCGCUGGAGGAUAGAGAGAUCAGGAUUCAGGGAGAAACUAUCAAGAAAAGAAUCAUGUGGGACUUGGAGAGGCGCUGUUACCUAGAUCCUGCAGCUGUGGCCUGCUUUCGGAAACGGAUUGCAGAUUGUCGGUACUGGCCUGUGGAGGUGGCUAGAAUGCCUGCGGUAACAUCCACCAAAGGAAAAACUGGCAAAGCAGAAAAGGGAGCUGGCGUUGGCAGUGGCGGUGGUGGUGGAGAAGAAGAGCCUAUUUCUUUCCAUGGCGUGGCUUAUGUCAACAUGGUGCCUUUGCUGUACCCUGGGGUGACGUGCAUACGGGGAGCAUUCCGGGUCGUGUCCUACCAUGAGAGUGAAGUGUUUGAAAAGACCAAGUGCGCCACCAGCCUCUUCCGCGAUGGGCACCACUUGGGGACCAAUAGGUUUGGGCCAGCAGGACCACACGUCAAAGGCAUGGGGAAGAAUAUGAAGGAGGAGAAGCCAGCAAGGGAGAAUGUUGUGCGAAAGCUCUCCAACAUUGUGAAAGUGCAGCCAUCUGAAAUUACUGUAGAAGCGGCUAUGUCGCUGUGUCAGAACGUGGAAGGACAGCAAUACGCAGAUGCUGGGACAUUUCUGGUACUGGAAUUUGCCCUGGACAAAGCUUUGGUGCCCAAACGUUUGCCAGAGGAACUUGCCAGCCGGGUGCAGGAGAUGAUUCCUCCACGCCCUCAGCUGCCUCGAAGGACCACAGGAGCAAAGAAGGCAGUGGAAGAUUACCACUUUCAGGUUAGGAGUAUUGCUGAGACCAUCCUGGAAGAGUACCACGAGCUCUUUGGGAGGCAGUUGGUCGAAGGCCUUGUGGUUGAUGAACACACCCUGGAAAACCAGAAGUGCCAGCUCAACUACGAGCUGAACAGCUCAGGGAAAUAUUUUGCUUUCAAGGAGCAACUCAAGCAUGCCGUAGUGAAAAUUGUGAGAGAGAAGUACCUGAAGACAACUGCCUUUGAGAGCCUGGACCAGCUGCAGGCCUUUCUGAGCGAGUUGUAUGUUUACCUGGUGGAUCAGAUGCACGUUGCUUUGAAUCAGGUGCUGACCCAGCAAAGCCCCAGCCCACCUCCUCCCACCUACAAUACCUCUGAACACCUACGUCUGUUUGCUCGCGAAGCCCAGGCAAAUGGGGAUUACACCUUGGCCUCGACUUACUACCAGGAGAGGCUGGCUCGUAACCUCCAGGAUAUCCAGAACUGGCUCGAUUAUGGAGCUUUCUGCCUGCUGAUGGAGGACAAUCUCAAAGCCCAGGAGUGUUUCCGGGAGGCUGUGGCCCUGAAUCACAACCACCUGCCCAGCCUACUGCUCUGUGGCAUAAUGGCGGUGAUGCUGGAAAAUUACGAAGAGGCAGAAGUCUUCUUUGAGGACGCCACCUGCCUGGAGCCCAGCAGCGUUCUGGCUUGGACUAUCUUAGGGUUGUUCUAUGAUAUCCAGGAGAAUGACAUUCGUGUGGAGAUGGCAUUCCGGAAAGCGACCAAGCUCCUGAAGGCUCGAUUGGCCAAGGAGAAACUAUCGGUGGAGAGCACAGAAGCGGGAAGAAGGAAGCGCCUGUCGGCCUCCACUUUCACACCAGUGCAGUCUGUUGCCUUUUCCAAGGAAGAGCUGAUUUCUGAAGAAAGUCUGGAUGUGCCCUCGAAGCUCCACUCAGAGUCCUUAGAGCCAACCGUUACCAUCCGCCAUCCAGAAGAAGAGGGGGCCACAGUCAAGGUCUCCAGGAGGCUCUCACUAGCUUCCAGCAAACUCAGGGUGCCUUCUCUGAAAGAACCUGUCAAGAUGCCGGUGGUUGUGACCGAUGCAGAGAGUGGCCCACCCCCGCCUGCCCCAGCCCCCAUCUCCAUCUUCAGGGAGACCAUCAGCUUCUUGAUGGAUGUCAAUGCCCUCCAGUUUGUUCACAGGGCAUUGGCUCAUGAACUGGCCAGCCCACAAGGAGGCCCCAGCUGUGAGUAUUACCUGGUUCUGGCACAGACCUACCUCCUCAAGAAAGAAUACGACAAGGCUGAGAAAUGCCUCGAACAGGCAGUCCAGAUCAAUUACCUGAAUCCAGACGUUUGGGCCCAGAAAGGACAUCUCUGCUACCUGACCAAGAACUUCAGUGAAGCAAAGGACUGUUAUGAGCGGACCAUCAGUUUUGUCAGUGAUGCUGCCGACAUGCAUUUUGUGUACCUGCGGUUAGGAUCCAUCUAUCUGGAAGGAAAGGAGUGCGACAAAGCAAAGAGUAUCUUCCUGCUGGCAAGUAAGAAAUCUCCAUCCUGCCUCACCUGGCUGGGAGUGGGAAUCGCCUGCUACAGGCUCAAAGAGAUGGAGGAGGCAGAAGGUGCCCUCUCCGAAGCCAAUGCCUUGAACAACAACAACGCGGAAGUGUGGGCCUACCUGGCUCUGGUCUGCAUGGAGGGUGGAAGGCAGCUAGAGGCAGAACAGUCAUACAAAUACGCCAUCAAGCUUGGCUUGGCCAACCAGGACCUGCUCCAGGAGCUCAAAGCGGUGCAGUUACAAGUUGGCUUUGGCGACCCGUCUUUCUGAACACUUCCGGUUGACAGCUGCUCUGGCUGUUUGAGCACAGGACAAAUCAUCGGGAAGAUCUCUGUCGCCAGGCCCUUGCUGUUCAGCAGCCCAGUCCACAACUUAAAUCAGCACAGUUGUGUUGCUGGCCUCGGCCAUAUCCGAAGUUUAUUCUGUGUAAGCAGGGGGCGAUGAGAAUCCUUAAUUCCUGUGAUCAGCACUUUCCCCCUCCAGGAUGCUCCCAUUACCUUUUUUCUUAGGCUAAUGCCACGCUUAUGGGGAAAAACUCGUAAGCCACACGUUUACAGGCCUUUGUCAGCCGUUUUGUUCACCAGAGAACCCCACAAGACAUCUCAUCCCAGUUUCAGCUUGAGUUCAUUAAGCCAUUCGGGGGGGGGGGGUGGGGGCAGGAAGAAACACCAUUUAUCACAAUAUGGGCACAGGGAAAGCAGUAGAGGCCCUCGUGUAGGGACACGCUGCGUUCAGUUGUUUACCCAGCUCUCUCCCUCAGUUCGGAGCCUAGUGCAGUGAAGAGCUUCCCAGAGAUUCCCAAAUGACUAAUGGGGAGCUCAGUUGGAUGCAGUUUUUGAACCCACAGCUCCUGGAAUGAUAGUGGGUGAAGGCACGCGUGUGAAGGCGUUUUGAUGAUUAGGAAGUCCCCAUAAGCUUGAGGUUCAGUUCCAGGAGACUGUCUAGGAGCAAGUGACAUAGCCAGCUUUUCCCAGCUGGAGUGCUCACUGCAUUUCAUUGCUUUAGGCUGAUGCUUUUAAUAUUGGCUUUUGUUUUAGCUUGUAGGUCGUAAGCUUCAGGUCCUAAGCAUGCAGGGAAGGAAUACAUUUUGAAGGGAAUAUUUUAAA
Molecule: messenger RNA, 4192 nt
Organism: Eublepharis macularius
Lineage: Eukaryota; Metazoa; Chordata; Lepidosauria; Squamata; Eublepharidae
Gene: CFAP70
Product: cilia and flagella associated protein 70
Exons: 27
Coding region: 6-3356 (1116 amino acids)
Biological process (GO): cilium movement; cilium assembly
Cellular component (GO): extracellular exosome; motile cilium
Molecular function (GO): protein binding
Source: RefSeq, a predicted model, not a curated record